Ectocarpus sp. CCAP 1310/34 is the source of this 1271-nucleotide messenger RNA. The record is from the annotation of a GenBank genome assembly. Lineage: Eukaryota; Phaeophyceae; Ectocarpales; Ectocarpaceae.
AUGCACCUGUACCCGAAGCGUGCUCUGCUCGGAGGGGCGGAGCAUGCCGCAGCCCGCGGCAACAUCGGCCUUGUCGAGAGGCUGCUCGAGGCCGGCGCCCACGGCAGAGCAGGGCGGAGAGGGUGCCGCGGCCGGACAAUGCUCGACGCCGCUGCCCUGGGUGGAAACGCGGACGUGAGAUCGGCGCUGCACCUGACCGUUGUAUGCGGUCACGAAGCGGCAGCGAGGUCGCUUAUGAUUGCUGGAGCCAACAUGCACCGGCUCGACCAGGGGAAUCAGUGUGUGCCCUUCCAUGUCGCCGCUGAAGGAGGACAUGGCGAUCUGGUGGGUAAUUUCUUGAUCCGUGGAGCUUGUCCGAAUUCUCGCACCAGAUUCGGCCUUACUCCUCUACAUCUUUCUGCUGGACGUGGCAACAAUCGUGUCGUGUCGGCCCUGCUCGGCAACACCAGCACCGAUAUCGACGCUCUCGCGAAAGAUGGGUUUUCCCCACUGAUGCUGGCGUCUACAAAUGGCCACCGUUCCACAGUGGAGGCUCUUCUUCGGGCUGGUGCCGACACCACCCCACGUGCCAGCCAUAUUCACGACCACCGGGUCGCGGCGCUCGAUUUGGCAGCAGGAAAAGGACACGUUGAAGUGGUCAUAGCUUUACUUGGGAACGGCGGAGACGCGAGCGCUGUCGACCCCCACGGCCGCACUGCUUUGCACCACGCCGCUCGACACAAGCGGGGGGGACGUGGUGAACGUGCUGCUCGAUGCUGGAGCCGAUGCUAUUGCCAAAAAUGUUCAAGGACUGACCCCUCUGCGCGCGUGCUCCAUCCUCGGAUGUGGCGAAAUCAUGGUUGCCCUUUUGAAGCGGGGACGCAAUGCAAAUGAAACGAGUAACUUCAGCAGGUUGUCGGCAUUGCAUUGGGCAUGUACUUCGCUAUGACCAGGUGUGAACAGAGUGGUUGACCUCCUAUUGAGGUGGGGGGCGUCGGAAACUGCCCUCGACUCUCUCGGUAAAACACCCUCCGACAACCUUCAAGAGAUUGCUGCUACAGUUACAGUCGGCGCUGCAAAUCAAGGUAAUAUGAGAGAACAGAGACAACGCGAGAUACAACGGGCACUAGUGGUGCUGGCGCGUACUCCGGCGGACAGGACGUGGAGACGCCGUUGCUGGGUGGUGAUGCUUUGCGCGAGGGCGGGGAUGGAGAGGGAAGAGCGCUCCAGCAGGAGCACUAGUGGCAGCAACCGAACAAUAAAGUGGGGAAAACGGACGCCGGUGGGAGCGG